Anisakis simplex (herring worm) is the source of this 216-nucleotide messenger RNA. NCBI's taxonomy places the organism in Eukaryota, Metazoa, Nematoda, Chromadorea, Rhabditida, Anisakidae. The record is from the annotation of a GenBank genome assembly.
AUGCCCUGUACACCAGCCAUUGUCCGUACACGUCAAUGCCGUCAAAAUUUCCAGAUUUCAUCACCAAGUGAUGCGGUUAUGUCACCGUGCACGAAAAAGCUAACUGGAAAUGGUCAUCAUGGUGCUAUGAAGGGUGGUUCAAUUCCAUGGUCUCUGUUGAAGGAGAAACAAAAAAUGAACGUGAAAAACGAUCUUGGGGAUCAGCCAAACGAAUAA